Molecule: messenger RNA, 1077 nt
Organism: Plenodomus lingam JN3
Lineage: Eukaryota; Fungi; Ascomycota; Dothideomycetes; Pleosporales; Leptosphaeriaceae
Molecular function (GO): nitronate monooxygenase activity
Source: RefSeq, a predicted model, not a curated record
AUGGCCUCUCCACAGCAAAUUCGCACAAAGCUGACCGAUCUGCUGAAGAUCCAGCAUCCCGUUAUGCUUGCGGGCAUGAACGUGGCUGCUGGACCUAAGCUCGCGGCGGCCGUCACCAACGCGGGUGGCCUCGGCGUGAUUGGCGGUGUUGGAUAUACGCCAGACAUGCUCCGGGAGCAGAUUGCUGAACUCAAGGGUUACCUUAACGACCAGAACGCGCCAUUUGGUAUCGAUCUGCUUCUCCCCCAGGUUGGCGGCAGUGCGCGCAAGACCAACUACGACUACACCAAGGGCAAGUUGGGCGAACUUACCGACAUCAUCAUCGAUUCGGGCGCAAAGCUCUUUGUUUCGGCUGUCGGUGUACCACCAAAGGCUAUCGUCGAAAAGCUUCACAAGGCGGGUGUCCUGUACAUGAACAUGAUCGGACACCCCAAGCACAUCAAGAAGUGUCUCGAUGUCGGCGUCGAUAUCAUUUGCGCACAAGGUGGUGAGGGUGGAGGGCACACGGGAGACGUUCCCACAUCAGUCUUCAUUCCGGCAGCCGUCAAGAUGGUCGAAGGCUACAAGUCCCCUCUAACAGGCGAACAAGUCCAGAUUGUUGCCGCUGGCGGUAUCUACAACGGACAGUCUCUGGCCGCUAUGCUCUCCUUUGGCGCUACCGGUGUCUGGGUAGGAACACGCUUCAUCCUUUCCGAGGAGGCUGGUGCGCCCAAGGCCCACCAGGAAGCUGUACGAACAGCGGGGUGGGACGACAACAUCCGCACAAUCAUCUUCACAGGGCGACCCCUCCGGAUUCGGACCAAUCCUUAUGUACAAAACUGGGAGGAGAACAGGCAGGCUGAGAUCAAGGAACUCACCAGCAAGGGUAUACUCCCUGUAGAGCACGAUCUCGAGAAGAUGGGCGACGAUAUCGAUGAUGAGACCAUGGACAACGCGCGGCCGUUCUUGAUGGGCAAGGUCGCUGCUGUCGUUAACGAGAAGAAGACGGCUCGGGAGAUUGUUGACGAGCUUGUCAACGAUGCUGUCAAGACGAUUCAGAACAACAACGCAUUGAUUGUGUCAAAGUCGAAGCUAUGA